AUGACACCAGGAUGCUCUUGGCAGGACUGCUUCCCACUCUGGGUGGGCAAUCUCGCCUCCCACAUCGAUGAGAAAGUGUUGCUUCGUGCCUUUGGCUGGUUCGGGGAGAUCCGCUCUGUGCGGCUGCUCCCACGGCGCCGCUGUGCCUUCAUCAACUUCUGUGAGAAGGAAGAGGCCGAGGAGGCCUUCAGGAUCAUGAAGGGUGCCACCUUGGAGGGCAGCAAGCUGUUGGUGCAACUCAAGCACCCGGCCCACGCCACGCCAGCCCCCAUGGCCCGUGCCAAGGGCAGGGCCACCCCUGGGGGGCUGCUGAGCUGACCCUGCUCUGCUGGGGGGGCUGCCAGGGCCCCCCUCACAUGCCUGUACCUUCCUGUGCCUUGUCCCCCAGUGCCAGGGGUGGGAGUGUCUCCCUCUCCUGCCUCGGGGGUGCUGGGGGUCGGGGCCCACCUGCAGCCCCUUGUGCUGAGGGGGUGGGCCUGAGCUGUUCCCCUGUGGCCCCUCAGGGAUUUGUACCAAUUUGGGGUUUUUAAUAAAAAUGAGAUUUGUUUUUCUCUCUGGCCUUC
Molecule: messenger RNA, 563 nt
Organism: Catharus ustulatus (Swainson's thrush)
Lineage: Eukaryota; Metazoa; Chordata; Aves; Passeriformes; Turdidae
Product: probable RNA-binding protein 18
Exons: 3
Coding region: 1-318 (105 amino acids)
Molecular function (GO): RNA binding
Source: RefSeq, a predicted model, not a curated record